This is a messenger RNA of Drosophila arizonae, 1120 nucleotides long. RefSeq lists its product as uncharacterized. Lineage: Eukaryota; Metazoa; Arthropoda; Insecta; Diptera; Drosophilidae. The record is from RefSeq and is a predicted model, not a curated record.
CGCUUCAGAGAGACGCCGCCAMAGCUCGUUCGCAGGGCAGUCGCGCGCAGUCGGCGCCCGCAAAUAGGCAACGCAUAAUUUGGGAUUAUAAUUGGAGCUGUUUGGCAGCCGAGUUGACAGUUAGUUUAUUUAUUUAUUUUCGUUUCGCUGCUGUUGUUGUUGCUGCUGCUGUUGUUGGUGUUGCCGUUAUUUGGUGAAGAAAGCAUGCGAGCAGAACAAUAGCGCUGCAAUAUGGAGAUGUCGGGCUAUCAGGAUAUAAGCGCACUCGAAAAAUCGGUGGCCAAUGCUGGCAGCCAGCUGUAUACGAUGGCCCACAAACUGCACGCCGUGGAGCGCAGCCUGGACCAGACGGCCAUGGAGCAGAUGGACGAAAUGGAGGUGAUGGAGCUGCUCGAGUCGAUGACCGAGGUGAAGAACGAGUACCAGAAUCUGCGCAAGGACAUACAGGAGGUGCAGCAGCUGCAGCGUGACGUCAGCACGUCCAUACGCUACCAGAUGACCAACAUGCAGCAGACAUUCCAAAUGCUGAAGAAACGCAUUGCCAGCACACAGCAGAGGCGUCGCCAUCCACGGGAUCAGCUGCCGGGCCCAGCCCCAGUUGCGGCCCAUCCCCACUGAGGCAAAGCAAACGGUGUGCAAUGUACAUGUGCAUGUGUGUGUGUGUGUGUGUGUGUGUGUGUUAGUGGGUGUGGUAUAGUAUGGAUGUAGUGUGUGGCGUAGUGUAGUGUUGUAGAGGCCGUAGCUUUUGACCUUUGCAGACUAUUUAUGAAUUUUAUAUGAUUUUGUUGAUUAUUGAUUUUGCUUGGGUUAAUUCAACGGAAAUCAAAAUGGAGCAAAAAAAAAAAAACAGUCCGAUAUUAACACAAUAUUUAGAAUUAAAUGCAAAUAUCCUGUGGAGCGGAGGGGCGCGGGGUGGGUGGGGUUUAACCUGUUGCAAUACACAAAAACACCUAUGGAAAUCGUGUCAAAUUGUGGAUGUAUUCCCUAUAACUAACUGAUAACAUUUUUUUUACUGUCAUAUGUCUAAGCAAUCAAAUUAACACAUAACAAUAUAUCAAGAGGCAACAGCUACGCUUUUUUUUUUUUUUUUUAAUAUAUAUACACAAUACAAAUCUUAACU